Molecule: messenger RNA, 12365 nt
Organism: Sturnus vulgaris (Common starling)
Lineage: Eukaryota; Metazoa; Chordata; Aves; Passeriformes; Sturnidae
Gene: RC3H1
Product: ring finger and CCCH-type domains 1
Biological process (GO): nuclear-transcribed mRNA catabolic process, deadenylation-dependent decay; ubiquitin-dependent protein catabolic process; protein polyubiquitination
Cellular component (GO): cytoplasmic stress granule
Molecular function (GO): RNA stem-loop binding; metal ion binding; mRNA binding
Source: RefSeq, a predicted model, not a curated record
AUAACUUAAUUCAACAGUUUUCUGUAGGAAGACAUGAGGUCUUGCCUCACAGGAUGUUGGGAAGCUUAAAUCAUUGUAAAUUGCUUUCAGAGCGUCUGUUGGGGAGGUACUCUGGUGGAGUUGUGAUGUUGAUUGUUUGGUUUUCUUGUUUUUCUUGUGUUAUUACUAGGCAGGGAGCUUCAAAUAAAGAAUAACAUCUUACCCUUAACUGGCCCCAUUUUCCUAAGGUACUUCACUGACUCUACCAAGUAAGAGACUUUUGGCUGAAAUUACAAAAAUUUCUCCCUUUGUUUUCACAGUCAAAAAUUACUGAGGAGAAAAGAAAAUAGAUCUUGAGUCUGAUUUAACUGAGUUUCACUUACUUAGGGACAUAGUUUUGAUGAUAUUCAUGAUUUUAUCUUUGCUUCUUUUUUUAAGUGGUUUAUUAUACAGCUACUGAAGGCAGCUGAAGCUUUGAAGGAAGGGUGGGAAUAUGCAUUGCGUACAGACUUGCAGGUUUUGGUGUUGGGAGGGGAUUUCUUUGCUGGGGCUCUGUGCUGUGGGCAGUGUUCAGUGGUGUUGGGCGUGUGCUGGCAACACGCAUGCGUGGAGCAGGAAUGGGGAAGUCGGGCACUUGCUGCCAGCGGAGAGUGUACUGAAAAGUUUGAGAGAGCAAACAGGAAGGGGAAAAAAACCCUGAAUCUGUCAGACAUAGUCUUCUGGGCUUAUGGUAUGUGUUGUUCAUGGAGCUUACCAGGCAGAGGUUAUGUUUCACACUAUGUGCAGACUGUCUGUACUUACAGAAGAUAUUUAAAACCAAACAGACUUUUUUGCAAAAUUUUGAUUCCAGUGGAAUCUGUACUUUAGAUUUUUGUCUCGUCAAUUAACUCCUGAAGCAAUGCCUGUACAAGCUCCACAAUGGACGGAUUUUCUCUCCUGCCCGAUUUGCACACAGACUUUCGACGAAACGAUCCGCAAGCCCAUCAGCUUGGGCUGUGGCCACACUGUCUGCAAGAUGUGCCUCAACAAGCUCCACCGUAAGGCAUGUCCCUUUGACCAGACCACUAUCAACACAGACAUCGAACUCCUUCCUGUGAACUCAGCCUUGCUGCAGCUUGUGGGUGCUCAGGUUCCUGAGCAGCAGCCGAUUACUUUAUGCAGUGGAGCUGAAGAUACCAAGCAUUAUGAGGAGGGCAAGAAAUGUGUGGAAGAAUUGGCAUUGUACCUCAAACCACUCAGCAGUGCAAGAGGUGUGGGUCUUAACAGUACUACUCAGAGUGUGCUGAGUCGUCCCAUGCAGAGGAAACUUGUGACAUUAGUCCAUUGCCAGCUGGUGGAGGAGGAAGGGCGGAUCAGAGCCAUGCGUGCAGCUCGGUCACUGGGUGAAAGAACAGUCACAGAGCUCAUUCUCCAGCAUCAAAACCCUCAGCAGCUCUCCUCCAACCUCUGGGCUGCAGUGAGAGCCAGAGGGUGCCAGUUCCUUGGGCCAGCAAUGCAAGAGGAGGCUUUAAAGCUGGUUCUGCUGGCUUUAGAAGAUGGGUCUGCUCUGUCUCGAAAGGUCUUGGUUCUCUUUGUGGUGCAGAGACUGGAGCCACGAUUUCCUCAGGCUUCCAAAACUAGCAUUGGGCAUGUUGUCCAGCUCCUUUACAGAGCCUCAUGCUUCAAGGUGACCAAGCGAGAUGAAGACUCCUCCCUGAUGCAACUGAAGGAGGAAUUUCGGACUUAUGAAGCUCUGAGAAGGGAGCAUGACUCCCAGAUAGUUCAGAUAGCCAUGGAAGCAGGAUUGCGCAUCGCACCAGACCAGUGGUCCUCGCUGUUGUAUGGAGACCAGUCUCACAAAUCCCACAUGCAGAGUAUCAUUGACAAGUUGCAGACCCCAGCCUCAUUUGCACAGAGUGUUCAGGAAUUAACUAUUGCUCUUCAGAGGACUGGAGAUCCAGCUAACUUGAAUCGUCUUAGACCUCACCUAGAGCUCCUAGCAAAUAUUGAUCCCAGUCCAGAUGCUCCACCUCCAACAUGGGAACAACUGGAGAAUGGACUAGUUGCUGUGAGGACUGUGGUUCAUGGCUUAGUUGAUUAUAUCCAGAAUCACAGCAAAAAAGGAACAGAUCAACAACAGCCCCCUCAGCACAGCAAGUACAAGACAUACAUGUGCCGUGACAUGAAGCAGAGAGGAGGAUGUCCCCGGGGGGCCAGCUGCACCUUCGCACACUCACAGGAGGAGCUGGAAAAGUUCCGUAAAAUGAACAAGCGUCUUGUUCCCAGAAGACCCCUUAGUGCCUCCCUGGGCCAGCUGAACGAGGUGGGCCUGCCUUCCGGAGCUAUCCUCUCAGAGGAAGGGGGAGUGGACUUGCCCAAUAGGAAAACUUCUGCUCUGCCAAAUGGAAUUGUGUCAACAGGCAGCACAGUGACGCAGCUCAUUUCUCGAGGCACUGACUCCAGUUAUGAAAGUGCCCUGAAGCCGGGGAAGAUGGACCAUCUGAGUAGCAGUGCCCCUGGAUCCCCUCCUGACUUGCUGGAAUCUGUUCCCAAGAGCUCUAUUUCUGCCUUGCCAGUGAAUCCUCAUCCUGUGCCUGCUCGGGUGCCAGCAGAUCUGCCCUCGGUGUCUGUCACCAAGCAGUUGCAGAUGGUACCACGAGGGUCCCAGCUGUACAAUGCACAACAAGCAGAUAUGUUUUAUCAAGACCCCAGAGGGGCUGCCCCAUCGUUUGAGCCAGCACCCUAUCAACAAGGAGUGUACUACCCCACUCAGUCCAUGUCUCGUUUUGUCCGACCUCCUCCGUCAGCACCUGAGCCGGGUGCGCCGUACCUGGAGCACUACGGGCCGUACCUGCCAGAGCGCGUGGUGAGCCCGCAGUACCCACAGCCACAGGGCUACCCGACCCUGGCACAGCCCAUGUACCCUCCACACUACGACAGCCGCCGCGUCUACCCCCCCGUGCAGCCCUACCAGCGCGACGACGUGGUGCGGGGCAGCCCGGUGCCCAUCGACAUCCCGCAGGCGGCCGUGCCCCUCUACGUACCUGAGAACAGAGACAGAUACCAGCAAACAGAGGCUUAUUGCCCAGUGGCUCCACAUCUCGGUCAGAUCAGACCUUCGUGCCACAGGCCUCAUCCCAGCCUGGAUGAACUUCACCGACGAAGGAAAGAGAUCAUGGCCCAGCUGGAAGAGAGGAAGGUGAUUUCUCCACCUCCUUUUGCACCAUCACCAACCUUGCCUCAUCCUUUUCACUCAGAGGAGAUUUUUGUUUUUGUACAGUACUUGGAUGAAGACCUGAAGGUUGCUGGGAAAUACAAAGGAAAUGACUACAGCCAGUACUCUCCCUGGUCCUGUGACACCAUCGGCUCCUACAUUGGAACCAAAGAUGCAAAACCCAAAGAUGUUGUGGCAGCAAGGAGCGUGGAGAUGGCGAAUGUGGACAGUAAAGCCAUGCGUGAGCAGCGACUGGACAUGCAGCGACGAGCAGCCGAGGCAGGGGACGAUGACCUCAUUCCAUUUGGAGACCGACCAACUGUGUCAAGAUUUGGGGCCAUCUCUCGCACUUCCAAAGCCAUGUACCAGAACUCUGGGCCCAUGCAGGCCAUGGCAGUUCAGGGAGCUGCCACCAAAUCCAUCAUUUCAGACUACAGUCCUUACGAAACCCACGGUGGCUGGGGAGGCUCUCCAUAUUCUCCUCAUCAAAAUAUACCUUCUCAGGGACGUUUCAAUGACAGGGAGAGACUGUCCAUGUCAGAUGUGGCUGGUCAUGGGAAGCAGUUGCCCUCAGCUGAACGAGAGCAGCAGCUGCGAAUGGAACUGCAGCAAGUUGACCAUCAGAUCAGCCAGCAGACACAAAUGCGGGGACUGGAGGCUGUUAGUAACAGGCUGCUGUUGCAGAGAGAGGCGACUACCCUGGCAGGCCAACCACAGCCCCCACCCCCACCUCCCAAGUGGCCUGGGAUGAUCUCAAGUGAACAGCUGAGCUUGGAGCUACACCAGGUGGAAAGGGAAAUUGGGAAGAGAACCCGUGAGCUGAGCAUGGAGAGCCAGCCUUCACUGGAUAUGAAAAGCAAGCUGGGCACCACUAAACAGACAGAAAAUGGGCAAUUAGAACCACAAAACAAGGUUCCAGCUGAGGACCUUACACUGACAUUCAGCAGUGAUGUUCCAAAUGGAUCAGCUUUGACCCAAGACAACAUUGGCCUCCUGUCAAACAAUAUGGCAUCUCUCAGCCUGUCAGAGGACCCCGAGGGAGGAGGAGAUGGCCAUGACUCCCAGCGAGCGGGAGUGACACCCACAUCUGCUCCAUGAAGCGAGGCCAGCACACCCUGGAAUUCCUUCUGCUGGGGUGUCAGCAGCUUCCAUCUUGUGUUUUUUUCCAGGGAUGAUUGGAGAAACCCAGGAGCAGCAGCAGUAGCAGAGCAGCAGGUCCAGAGGCAAUGUGCACAAACACAACUACUAGAAACAAAUCCUGCACAUAGUUCACAUUAACGCAUUUUUUAAUUAAAAAAAUGAAAAUUAGCAGUAUCUGCAAGCAAUUCAAAUUAAAUUUGUUUUUGUUCUGUGAAUGAACUUUAUUUUAAUAACUUUGGACGCCUUGAAUCCCAGGGCUUAAAAAAAAAGAUAUUAUAUAUAUAUACUCUGUUUGAUUAAUUGUAUGAUCUUAAUGAAGUAGGUUUUUUUCUUUUAUUUUGGUAUUAUUACAUACCCAGUGCAUAAUUCCUUAUUAUCUUACUAAAGCAAUUUGGCCACUUCCUUGUAUGGUUUAAGGGUAAACAAGGAAUGAGGGUUGGAGAGUAGCUGUGAAUUGCAGUGUCCAAAGAUGUGCAGCAAACUUCAUGCUUAAAGCAAUUCCUUCGACUACAAAUGACUGAGUCUUUGCAAAGGUGUGGUUCUUUUUAAAGGCUGGCAUUGUUUAAGAUCUGUGUAUGUUAGAACCUGACAGCUGAGUGUUUGUCAGCCUGCAGUGAAUCCACCCUGGAUUCCUGUUUCAUGGGGGAAGAAUUGCACCAAAGUAACCACUGAAGGUGCAGCACAGAUCUUGCCAGAAGUAUUGAGAAGCAAAUUUUGCCUGAUAAAUCUAAUACUUCUCUAAGUGGAUGCUUUGUAGGCAUAAGUCAGAGAAGUCGUGUCUAUUGAUUAUGUUUUUUAAAUUAAAGAUUUUGUUCUUGCUGCACAUUUUUUUACUUUUUUGGCAUAUGCUGAGGUAAGAUCCUGGAUAUGAAGACCUAUUGAGAGUGAUUUUUCAAGUGCUGCUCCCUCUCUACCUUCUUGGCCUGUCCUCAUUUUUUUCUUUCUGGGUUCGACUACUAAGUGGGAAAGCACUGGUUAUGUAAUAAAUUACUGCAUUGCUUUGGUUGGGUAAAGCGAGAGUUAAUAAAGUUUCUUGGGUUUUAGUUUUUUUUUUUUUUCCUUAACCUUAACUCCUGCUGAGGUUAUAGCAACCUUGGGCUAAGCUUUGCAUUCAUCAUACUGUUAAAUGAAACAAAAGGGGGGUGGGAGGGGAUACAGUCUCACUAUUGCCUACCAGUAGGAGAGUCCAAACAAAAGACUCUUUUGAGUAGCAAUUAUUUAAUUUGCCCAGUCAAGGCACCGCGUUUAUAUACUAUUUCACAUUGAAUUUGAUUAUGCCCUACAGACCUGGCUGGUCAAGGAUUUGAUACACAUAUUGGCUUGGGAUUCGAGCUUUCUUUUUUAUUUAAAUAAAAAUUUAUAUAUAAAUAUAUAUAUACAUAUAUACAUAGUUAUAUCUGUAUAUAUAUUGGGUAUGUUUUAAGAAUUUUUUCGCAUGAGCGCAGCUGUUGUGAUCAAAUGUCUGGGAGGUAGAAGCACUGAAUGAAAAUAAAAGCAUUUUUCACCACAUCCCCCCACACUUUCCAUGUGUCUUAACACGGGUUUAUUUCGCUCUUCGUUGAACUUUGGCCUCUUAAUUGCCUGGAGUAGUUUGAAGCUUGCUUUUUUCUAAUGCCUCUUUUAACUUUUGGCAAAGAAUCAACUUUGCACUGAAACAGCUUCAUCUCCCCUUGCCCUUAUCGAUCUGUAUCUCCUACUUGAAGCCAAGCAUUCCAGCCACUCCCUUGGAGCUGAGCAGAACUGGGGUGAUGCAGUUGGGGGAGCCCAUCAGGUCUGUUCCUCCCUUCUCUGCUCUGGGCAUGAGGAGGAUGAAGGUCUUUUCCUGGCUGCCUGCUCCCAAGUCACCUGACAGGCCCUGGGCCCUCUCAUCCUUCGGUGCAGAGCACCACCCUCAGGUCAGCCUCUUACUCAAUUUUAAUUAGUUUGCUCCUUCCUGCUGUGUCGUCAUUAGCACAGGGAACUCAUCUUAGUCAAGAUAAUUAGUGCAAUAUUCUAAUCCAGGAGGACAAGCCCAGAAUGUGCCUUUUUUUGACUGUAGUAAUUGUGGAUGUAAAAUUAAUUUUCAAAGAUGGUUAUGAUAGGUUGGACACUGCAGAUUCAUUUGUAAUACUAGAAAGAAAAUCUAGAGGGACAAAAACCUCCUCAUGUUUUAUUUUCUAGUUCCCUCACCAAUUAGGGAUUAUUCUUUUCUCCACUUUUUCUCCUGGAAUUCUUCAGUAAGCACUAUUUAGAUUGCUGGCCUACAUAUGAUGAAUGCUUUUAAAAUCUGUGGAUUAGAAGGAAGACCUUACUGGGGUAUUUUUUUUUCCUUCGUCCAGCCCUCUGUGCUGUACUUUGUGCAUAGGAUUUUUUUUUCCUUCGUCCAGCUCUCUGUGCUGUACUUUGUGCAUAAUGUCCUUGUUGUGAUCAAUGUAUCCAGGUGAAUGCCCUGUUUGCCCAGAAUUAUAGUUUGGCUUGUUAAAUAGUUUGUUUAAUAUCUACUAACAGUAUUGAUUUUCGACUUCGUUUCAUCCCCCUCCUCCUCUUACCCUUUUUCUGCUGUUUUUACAAAAGUUUUGUUGAUUAAACAAAUCAAACAGCAAAAUGCAGUGCAUGCUUUUAAGUUUUUUCUGGAAACUGCACCUAAAAUGUUCCGGUUUUGUGGAAAAACUGGGAGACCAUGGGGGACAGAUAGCUCUGUAUGUAGUGGCAGCAUUGAUGUUUACAGCUAACAAGUGUGAAAAUGUCUGGAGUGACUCUAUCUUGCUGCACUCAUUCCUGUAGCCCAUCAUAGUCCCAGUCAUACAGGAGUUCUGGCCACCUCAGUGAAAUUGGUCUUGGCUACCAAGUGAUUUAGUUCCUUCUGUUGGGCAAGAGGAAGCAGUAUUGCCAUGGUGUCAGGCACUGCUGUGUCCUUUGGUAGGUAGGUUAAAUUUUCUGCUGCACCAGACAUCUCUGAACCCUCAUCGAUAUCUGAAUUUCAGCCAGAUGGACAGCAUGGACAAACCUUCAGAAUAGGAAGCUUCAAGUGGUAGGUUAAGCUUCAGUGUGUCAGUGAUUCAGUCAGUAUAUAGAUGAUAUCUCUUUAUUCUGUGGUGUUAUUUCCCUCCUUCUGUCAGCAUCUCAUCUGUCUGUCCUGUGACCUAGUUAUUUUUUCUUAAUAGGAGAAGUUUAAAGUUUUUCUUCUGCCCUUCUUGCAUGCUGUCCCAUUUCAAAGUAGGACUUUUUUUCUGUAGAUCAGAGCACCUUUCAAGCUAGCAGCACUUUUAUCCCUGUUCUUCUCAAGUUCUGCUCUGUGUAGUUUUUUCUGAGCCGUCUCUCCCCUUUUUGUGUCUUUUUCUCCUGUGGCUUGCCCAUCCACCCUCCCUGAUUGUGUAACAGUGACAGCUUGCUGCCUCAAAACAGAGCAUUCAAAUGAAUUCGCUUAGCCAAUAACUUCUGUGAAGUUGCCUUUUCUAAUGGUGUUAUUACUCAGUGAUGCACAAAUGUGAUAUUGCCCCUACUGGUAGGCAAACGGGGGAUCUGUAUAAACAUGGUAAACUGCUGUUUUUGUUUAAAGGAGAGCCAAAGACUUGUGCUUUACACUUUUUUUCCCCCUGGUGUAGCCAUUUUGAUUGUCAGACAUUUGCGUAGGGUACUGUGAGUUGACUGUAUUAUCCUAAUAACAAUUUCCAGAAGUUAAUGAUUGUCAAGCCUUGCCCAUGCAUUGAAUUGUGGAAAAUCAUUCCAUUAAGUCAUACAAUUUGCAAUGUACUGAGAUGUAUCUGAGGUGUUGUGAUGUGUUUUCAGUCUUCCAUGCACUCUCAGCUGACUGAAUGGCUCAUUUAGAGAAGGAGAAGGAACAUAGAAAUGUUAUAAUCCCUGAAGCCUUGUUUUUAAGUGUUUCUAAAUUAAAUACUAAUUGAAAAUUUCUUCAGUUACAGUAAAAGAUAAAUCUGUGUUACAAAUGUGACUGACUUUUAAAUCCACUGGGACGGAAAAGAAUUGUGAAACACUAGCAUUGCAUUAAAUUAGAUGUGGAAGAACCAAACUUGUGAUGAUAUUGUCUCUUGGCAGCAUGGACUGAGUAAGGUGGGGCAAAUUUUUUAUUAGAAAGGGCCACAAGUGAAGUUUUGAUUGAUAAUACAAGAAAGCUGAUGGCAUUCCCCUUCCUUGAGCUACUCAAAUUCUCACACACUUGUUUACUAAAGUUUUUAGGUUCAAAAAGAAAUCUCUUAAAAUCUGAGUAGCAUAAACCCUCAUUUCCAUUGCCAUUUAUAAUUUUUGGACUAUAACAAACCACACUGACAAGACAGUCAUCUGAAAGACCUCCAGUAUGAAGUUUUUUUCUGGAGUGGCUCUUUCAGACCUGCUUUUAUGGUCCAAGAAAUGCCAUGCCAGUGUUCAGGAGGCUCAACAGCAGGAGUGCCAGCCACCUUCUCCGCUCAAAAAUGGGAGAAAAGACUCAAACAUAUGCAGCGUGCAAGCUUUUGUUCUUGUCUGUGUGUGUAUGGAGAAGUGUUUUUGGUCAUAGGAUAGAUAGAAGGAACACAGAGCAGUGCUGCUGAGGCAUGAUGUUACAUUCAUAUUCAAGUUUUGUAAGCAUUCACUUUCCAAAACACAGCCUUCCAUUCCUGCCUCCUAACGUUGCUGAUUUAAAAACAACCCAAAAGAAGUUAGCAUGUCAGCAACUUAAUUUCUUGUAUCAUAAUAAAUCAGUUCCCCCGAGGGGAAAAAAGAGAGCAACAUGGUAAUGGAGUUAUGAACUGGAAAACCAUUCACCUUGCUUGAGUAUGUGUAAACUGAAUUUCUGAGGAAAAAUGAAGCAGCUCUUCUAAGCCACAGCUAUGGUGCCAAGAGAUGGGUGGUAAAUCAGCAUACAAAUUAUUCUGUAACACAAAUUGAUUUGCUCUCAAUUCGAAUUGACUCUUAAUUCCCAAUGAAGUUUUUGACAUUUUUUCAUUUCCAUAGUCAGCUGUUACCAACUGCAUUAUUUUCUGUUGGAAUGUCAGGGGAUGACAGAGACUAGAGUUAAGUUAAUUCUAGUUAUACAACAUAAGAAAGGGAUUUGGGGAAAUGUUAUCCCAGCACAGUGUCCUUCUAUAGUUAACAUGUGGCCUUUAUUCUUCUGUAGGAAGAAGAAUGUAACUGCUUAGUGUUGUCACAGUCUUUGAAGCACUUCUUGUGAUGCAAGUAGAGCCUUGGUUAGCAGAGAAAGGAGAACAAACUUAACAUUUAUUUUCUUUAUAAUUUUAUUUCCUAUUGGCAAGUGUAAUGUUAUGCCAUGGGGAAGCAAAGAGGCUGCAGCUUUUUCUGAAAUUUCCUAAUGUAAAGAGUGCAUUGCAAUGUGGGUUUGUCUGCAUCAGGAACAUCGCAGUCAUUUAAUGUUUAAAAUAUGUGGCCAUAAUAAUCAAAAUUGGAUGCCUGUAGCUUAGUAACAUGAGUAAUUAACUGAUCUUUCCCAGGCAAUCUUUGCAAUUCCAGUGAGUUUGUGUAUGAUUUUUAGUGCUAAUUGCAAGAUGUUCAGCAGUUGGGAAGGUUUAGGUGCCUAACUUCAUCCAGCAAGGCAGCUUUGCUUGGAUAUACUGGUUGGAUGUUUUCAUAUGCCAGGAAAAAACUGUUUUGAAGAUCUGCAAGUUUUAGGAAAACACAAUUGUCCGCUUCAAUUUGAAAAAUACAGCAUUGGAAGAGACAGAAGCAACAGGUAGUGCAGUCUCUGGAAAUAAAAAGCAUUAGACAUGAUGGAAUUACAUGUGAAAUGUAUAUGGGGUAAAUGUAUCUGUAAGUGGAAAAAAAAAUAUUGUGGAGUACUUGAUGCUCAAGAAAUUAUUUGCUUCUUUGUAAUGUUAAAAAUAUUUUAUUAAUAGUUCUGUGGCAGACACUACUCACAAGUCUUUGGCAUCCAAACCAGAUUGUAUAUCAGAUGGAUCCCACAACUGGAUGUGUGCACUGACCUCUUUAUUUGUAGCUUUUAAAAAUGAAUCUGGCAGCAGCCUUUGAUAAAUGCAUGAAGCAACCUGAGAGGAAGCAACCUCGUUCACAUCAAGCUGCUGCUCAGCUCCCAAUUGGUGCUGUUCAUCUGCAGCCUCUCCUAAGUGACGCUGAUCAACAUGGGCAAAACGAAUCACUUUUACAGUUUUUCCUAAUUUUAAGGAGUUCCCAUUCCCCCUUUAGCCUCAGUUUGCUGUGUAAGCAGCUUCCAUGCUAAAAGGAUCUUUCCUUGAAGUCAGCAAGUGUUCUGUAGCUUGGCUAUUUUUCUCUAUUUUCUCUAACUGGUAGCGUUGUGUUAAGCUCUUCCCCCCCUUGUAUUUGUUGCUGUGGGGAGGAAGAGGUGAAGCAAGACUUGUGUGAGAGGAGGGAGGAAGAAUUGUGGGAUCUGUAUGACAGCUCCCACUUCUUCUUUGAAAUCAUCCACUUCCAGUUGUGGGAUUUCUCGAUACAUGAUUUUUUUUUGUGGUUAUUGUAAGUCUAAUUUUCUUUGAUCUUGUUAGUUCCUUACAAGUCUCCCCGAGACAUUCUGCAGUCAUUAUCACCUUUUUGGGUGGAGUUUAUUUUAUUUUUUGGGUUGUUUGUUUGUUUUGUUUUUUAAAUAACUUUUUAACAUUGGUGCAUAUAUGCUUGGGAUAGAGCUCAUGUAAUUAUCCAAUCGUAUUGAUUGUAUGUGAUUGUGCCCUGCAGAGGUAUAUUUAACAAAAAAUAAAAUAAAGGAUAGUCUAGGUAAUAAAGGAGACCAUGAAAUUUGUUGAGUCAGGUUAUGAACUAUUUCUUAAAUUUAUUUAGGAUCCUAAAUAAGUGAAAUUCCAUCUGUUGUUCUCAUGAAUCAGUGCUAAACAAAAUAUCAUUCAUUCUCUCCUUGUGUUUUUCCUUGCUUUUCUUCUCCUUCUGCUGUUUUCUUCUAUUCCUGUUUCUCUUUCCCAUAAACAAAAUUCUCAAUCCUUCAUGGGAGUGGCUUACUCUGGGUUGAUAUUGUGGAUAUUUAUUGUUUGUAACUAUCAAAACAUCCUGAAUAGGAGUAGAGAUAAAAUAGAAUGUAUGAGAAUUCCAUAAAUUGAAUUCUUUGCAGGUUCAGGGGAAUUAUGAAGUCUUGUUCAUACAGGCCUGGUCAUGAAAGAGAUGUUCAGAGGUACAUGGGCAAUUGCUAUGUCUUUUCCAGGAAAGUUUAGAUGCUUUGCUACCUUUUGGGAAAACUGAGAUAAGAAGAAAGUUCUCUAUAUCCAACUCCCUGUGUCUUUACUCCUACAGUAUACUUUGUAGACUUGAAAGAAAAAUCUUCUAGAUACUCUGCUGAAGUGGGAUAGAAUGCAUUGAAGGAGGCAAAAGGCAAGAGGAUCAGAGAUUUUAAAAUCAGUAUUGGUCUCCUUUAUUUAAUUCUCAGACCUAUAGAGCCAAUGGUGUCACUUUUGUGUGAAAGACAAGGGAGUGGAGACCUACUGUACGUGGAUAGCAGUUAUAUAGAAAAAGCCAUAUGUUGAAAUGCUAUUUCUUCUUCCCUCUUCACCUUGCUUUUCUCCCUCUUAAAGCUGACUCAACCUCACCUUUCUCUCACAGAAUGUCUGAGGGUCCUUUGAAUUGCAGAUUGAACAAAAAAAAGUUGGAAAAUGAUUCACUAUUUGGUUUGUAAAUAGAUGGAAGUGUCUACAAAGUCUUACCUGCUUUUCUGUCAGCAUUUAUAUUAAGUGAUAAAUUAAUGAAGAACACUUUGAAAUAUCUCUUGUUUUCUGUCUGGGAUGAAGGUACAUUCUUCUAAAUUUUGUGGGAGAUGUGAGACUGUUGGACCAUCUGAGUAAGAUUUUCAUCAGCUCAGGGUGUGUGUGUUCUCUGCCAGGCUGGAGCAUAAGAGAUGCCAAAUAGCAGAGAAGCCAUGGCUCCUGGGUUUGGUCUGCUCUCUUCUGACUUCACCUAUAAACAAAGUGGCUCCUUCACUUGUUCACCAGAGGUGAUCAAGAAAAGAUACUCAAUCAGUUUUGUUAAUUGCUCCGAGUGUACGUAUUUGAAAAGCAAACCAGACCCUUCAGAGCAAGGACUGAGCAGGAUUUGUCUCAUGUUGAGCCUGGUUUGGAACUUGCCUUAAAGUGAGAAUAAGUUUUGCACCACA